AUGUCGCCACCUAUUAAUGGAAUGCCUGAAAAUUUUAUUCAAUCAUUUCAAUACGAUGGACAAUCUCCACAAAAUCAAAUGCAUCCACAAAUUUUUAUGCCAAUUCCGGCACCACCAACUCCUUCGACACCUAGACAAAACGGUUCACCAAGCACUGUUACAUCAUCAAAUAGCGGGGCAAAUUCACCAACUGUUGAUCAUAUUCCUUUGUACAUCCAUGCAACGCCUGUACAAAAAAACUUGAUUUUAAAAUUUAGGGGAUUGUCUGAGCAACCAAUUAGAGGCUCAAAUUGGUAA
This is a messenger RNA of Entrophospora sp. SA101, 297 nucleotides long. The record is from the annotation of a GenBank genome assembly. Lineage: Eukaryota; Fungi; Glomeromycota; Glomeromycetes; Entrophosporales; Entrophosporaceae.